AUGGCGCAAUCUCUCAAUGCUCAGGUUGCUUUCUUCGAAGAGGCCGCAUCAAAUCCAUUCCUCGUGAUGGGACUGGUGGUGACGUUUUCGCUCCUAGCUCGUUACUACGAGUUAUUGGCUGGCACUUCCCUGAUCAUCUCACGACUCCUUUGGCUUUUCGUCGUCAUCGUUGCGUGGCUAAUCUUCAUGGUGCUCAUGAUCAUUGUAAGUACUGUUGUGAUCCCUCUGCACUGCGUCGCCAACGCUGUCUGGAAGAAGGGAGCUGGAAUAGCUAAUGGUUGUGACAAGCAUCGCCAAGAACCCGCCAGCAAUGGUGACAAGCUCUGGCGGGAAGGAUUCAGCGAAGGCUCAAGCUCGAGCGAUGAGUUCCUCAAGUUCUCCAAAUUGCCAAAGUCUCCCAAUUUCCCAGAUUUCCCAGAUUUCGAGCGAGCCUGCAUCUAA
Exophiala bonariae is the source of this 441-nucleotide messenger RNA. RefSeq lists its product as uncharacterized. The record is from RefSeq and is a predicted model, not a curated record. The transcript has a single exon. NCBI's taxonomy places the organism in Eukaryota, Fungi, Ascomycota, Eurotiomycetes, Chaetothyriales, Herpotrichiellaceae. Bases 1 to 441 code for a protein of 146 amino acids.